Messenger RNA from Cavia porcellus (domestic guinea pig), 5416 nucleotides. RefSeq names its product complement C4-A. Lineage: Eukaryota; Metazoa; Chordata; Mammalia; Rodentia; Caviidae. Bases 134 to 5362 code for a protein of 1742 amino acids. The transcript is spliced from 41 exons. Gene Ontology annotation, biological process: complement activation; inflammatory response. Gene Ontology annotation, cellular component: extracellular region. Gene Ontology annotation, molecular function: endopeptidase inhibitor activity; protein binding. The record is from RefSeq and is a predicted model, not a curated record.
UGGUUGUCACAUGGUUUCCCGGCUCUGCUGGGUGAGGGGAGGAGCAAGGUCCAUAAUCAACUUUGCCCCUGCCCCUGGCUGACCAGAAGGGAACAGACGGACCGACGGACCUGAGCCCUCUGGGAUCCUGGCCAUGCGGCUCCUCUGGGGGCUGCUCUGGGCGUUUGGCCUCUUCGCCUCCUCUCUGCAGAAGCCUAGGUUGCUUCUGUUCUCUCCUUCGGUGGUCAAUCUGGGGGUCCCCCUGUCAGUGGGGGUACAGCUGCAGGAUGCCCGCCAAGGAGAGGUGGUGACGGGAUUCGUGUUCCUGAGGAAUCCAAGCCACAACAAUGACCGCUGUUCCCCAAAGAAGGCUUUCACCCUUACCUCGCAGCAGGACUUUGUGCACCUCAGCCUGCAGGUUCCCCAGAGUGACGCCAAGUCCUGUGGUCUCUUCGGCCUGCGCAGAAGCCCGGAGGUCCAGCUGGUGGCCCAGUCACCCUGGUUAAGGGAUGUCCUGGCCAAAGAGACUGACACCCAGGGAGUCAACCUGCUCUUCGCCUCUCGCCGUGGUCACUUCUUUGUGCAGACUGACCAGCCCGUGUACAACCCUGGCCAACGUGUUCAGUACCGGGUCUUUGCGCUGGACCAGAAAAUGCGGCCGUCCAAGGACAGCCUCCUGGUCACGGUGGAGAACUCUCGUGGCCUCCGUGUGCGGAAAAAGGAGGUGCGAGACCCCUCAUCCAUCUUCCAGGAUAGCUUCCUGAUUCCGGACAUCUCCGAGCCAGGGACCUGGAGGAUCUCAGCCCAGUUUUCCGACAGUCUGGAGGCCAACAGCAGCACCAAGUUUGAGGUGAAGAAGUAUGUCCUUCCCAACUUCGAGGUCAAGAUCACCCCCAGGAAGCCCUACAUCCUGGUGACGUCCAACCAUCUUGGUGAAAUCCAAGUAGACAUCGAGGCCAGGUACAUCUACGGCAAGCCAGUACAGGGUGUGGCCUAUGUGCGCUUUGGGCUGCUGGAUGAGGAUGGGACAAAGAACUUCCUCCGGGGACUGGAGACUCAACUCAAGCUGAAGGAUGGCAAGAGCCACGUGUCCCUCUCGAGGGUUGAGCUCGAGGGUGCCCUGCAGAAGCUGCGCCUCAGUGUCCCUGACCUCCAGGGGCUGCGUCUCUAUACCUCGGCAGCCGUCAUCGAGUCUCCAGGUGGGGAGAUUGAGGAGGCGGAGCUCACGUCCUGGCACUUUGUGCCCUCUGCCUUCUCCCUGGAUCUGAGCAACACCAAGCGUCAUCUCGUGCCCGGGGCCCCCUUCCUGCUGCAGGCCCUGGUCCGAGAAGCAUCAGGCCCCCCAGCCCCUGAUGUUCCCGUCAAAGUCUCCGUCACACUGUCUGGGUCAGUUCCUAAAGUCCCAGAGAUUGUGCAAAACACAGACAGGAUGGGCCAGGUCAACAUGGCCAUCAACAUCCCAUGGGGCACCACGAGACUGCAGCUCUUGGUGUCGGCAGGCUCCCUCUACCCAGCCGUGGCCAGGCUCGAGGUGCGUGCCCCGCCCUCAGGAAGCUCUGGCUUUCUGUCCAUCGAGCGGCCGGACCCUCGGGCCCCAAGAGUCCAGGAAACGGUCACUCUGAACUUGCGGUCUGUGGGCCUCAGCAGAGCCACCUUCCCUUACUACUACUACAUGGUCCUGUCCCGAGGCGAGAUUGUGUCUGUGGGUCGGGAGCGCAGGCAGGAGCUGACAUCCGUCUCGGUGUUCGUGGACCAUCACCUGGCUCCCGCCUUCUACUUUGUGGCCUUCUACUAUCACAAGGGCCAACCUGUGGCCAACUCCCUGAGAGUGGAUGUUGAGGCCGGGGCCUGUGAGGGCAAGCUGGAGCUGCGCCUGGACGGCACCAAGGAUUACCGCAAUGGGGACAGCGCCAAGCUGCAGCUGCUAACCGACUCUGAGGCGCUGGUGGCGCUGGGUGCUGUGGACACAGCUCUGUACGCCGUGGGGAGCAGGACUCACAAACCCCUGGACAUGGCCAAGGUCUUUGAAGUCAUGAACAGCUAUAACCUUGGCUGCGGCCCUGGCGGUGGCGACAGUGCCCCCCAGGUAUUCAGGGCGGUGGGCCUGGCCUUCUCUGAUGGAGACCUGUGGACGCCUGUCAGAGAGACUCUGAGCUGCCCCAAGGAGGAAAAAGCCAGGAAAAAGAGGAGUGUGGACUUCCAGAAGGCCGUUAGUGAAAAGCUGGGCCAGUUUGCGUCCCCGGAGGCCAAGCGCUGCUGCCAGGAUGGGCUGACGCGGCUGCCCAUGGUGCGCUCCUGUGAGCAGCGGGCGGCUCGAGUGCUGCAGCCGGCCUGCCGGGAGCCCUUCUUGUCCUGCUGCCAGUUUGCUGAGAGCCUGCGCAAGAAGAGCAGGGCCGAGAGCCCGGGCGGCCUUGGGAGAGCCAUGGAGGUCCUGCAGGAGGAAGAGCUGCUGGAGGAGGACAUGAUCCUGGUGCGGAGCUUCUUCCCGGAGAACUGGCUGUGGCGGGUGCUGCGCGUGGACCGCUCCGAGACGUUGACAGUGUGGCUCCCGGACUCCAUGACCACGUGGGAGAUCCACGGCGUGAGCCUGUCCCAAAGCAAGGGCCUGUGCGUGGCCACGCCAGCCCGACUGCGGGUAUUCCGUGAGUUCCAUCUGCAUGUCCGCCUACCCGCCUCCAUCCGCCGCUUUGAGCAGCUGGAGCUGCGGCCUGUGCUCUACAACUACCUGGAGGAGAAUCUGACGAUGAGUGUGCACAUUGCCCCUGUAGAGGGGCUGUGCCUGGCUGGAGGCGGAGGGCUGGCUCAGCAGGUCCACGUGCCUGCGGGCUCCGCUCGGCCUGUGCCCUUCUUCGUGGUGCCCACCGCAGCCACUGCUGUGUCCCUGAAGGUGGUGGCUCGAGGGACCACCCUCGUGGGCGAUGCGGUGUCCAAGGUUCUACAAAUCGAGAAGGAAGGGGCCAUCCACCAGGAGGAGCUGGUCUAUGAGCUCAACCCCCUGGAUCACCGAGCCCGGACUCUGGAGAUUCCUGGCAACUCUGACCCCAACAUGAUCCCUGAGGGAGAGUCGAGCAGCUUUGUCAGGGUCACAGCCUCGAACCCACUGGAAACUCUGGGCUCGGAGGGGGCCCUGUCCCCCGGAGGCAUUGCCUCUCACUUGCGGCUCCCCACGGGCUGCGGGGAGCAAACCAUGACCCUCUUGGCUCCAACGCUGGCUGCGUCCCGCUACCUGGACAGGACGGAGCAGUGGAGCAAGCUGCCCCCCGAGACCAAGGACCGCGCUGUGGAUCUGAUCCAGAAAGGUUACAUGAGGAUCCAAGAGUACCGGAAGUCUGAUGGCUCCUAUGCAGCUUGGCUGAGUCGCGAGAGCAGCACUUGGCUCACCGCCUUUGUGCUGAAGGUUCUGAGCUUGGCCCAGGACCAGGUGGGCGGCUCACCUGAGAAGCUGCAGGAGACGGCCAGCUGGCUGCUGGGCAUGCAGCAGGCAGAUGGCUCGUUCCACGACCCCUGUCCAGUUAUACACAGAGACAUGCAGGGGGGCUUGGUGGGCAGCGAUGAGACUGUGGCGCUCACUGCCUUCGUGGUCAUAGCCCUCCAGCACGGGCUGAACGCCUUCCAGGACCAGAGUGCCGAGGCCCUGAAGCAGCGAGUGAAAGCCUCCAUCUUAAAGGCAGACUCUUACUUGGGAGGGAAAGCUAGUGCUGGGCUCCUGGGUGCCCACGCCGCUGCCAUCACAGCCUACGCCUUGACGCUGACCAAGGCCCCCCAGGACCUGCAGGACGUGGCUCACAACAACCUCAUGGUCAUGGCCCAGGAGAUCGGAGAUAAUCGGUACUGGGGCUCGGUCACCACAUCUCAGAGCAAUGUCGUGUCGCCCACCCUGGCUCCUCUCAGCCCCACAGACCCCAUGCCCCAGGCCCCGGCCCUGUGGAUCGAAACCACGGCCUACGGCCUGCUGCACCUGCUGCUCCGGGAGGGCAAGGCGGAGCUGGCCGACCAGGUGGCCAACUGGCUCAUGCAUCAGGCCAGCUUCCACGGUGGCUUCCGCAGUACGCAGGAUACAGUGAUGGCCAUGGAUGCGCUGUCCGCGUACUGGAUUGCCUCACAUACCACCGAAAACAAGGAGCUCAACGUGACCCUCAGUGCCAUGGGCCGGAGGGGCUUCAAGUCCCACAUCCUGCAGCUGGACAGCCGCCAGGUUCAGGGCCUGGAGGAGGAGCUGCAGUUCUCCCUGAGCAGCAAGAUUAGCGUGAAGGUGGGCGGGAACAGCAAAGGAACCUUAAAGGUCCUUCGUACCUACCAUGUCCUGGACAUGACGAACACAACCUGCCAGGACCUUCGGAUCGAGGUGACAGUCAUGGGCUACGUGGAGUACACGCGCCAGGCCAACGCGGACUACGAGGAGGACUACGAGUACGACGAGUUUCUGGCCGGGGAUGACCCAGGUGCCCCUCUGCGGCCCGUGAUGCCCCUGCAGCUGUUUGAGGGGCGUCGGAAUCGCCGCCGGAGGGAGGCCCCCAAGGUGGCCGAGGAGCAGGAGCCCAGAGUGCAGUAUACCGUGUGCAUCUGGCGGGAAGGCAAGAUGAGGCUGUCCGGCAUGGCCAUUGCAGACAUCACCCUGCUGAGUGGAUUCAGCGCCCUGUCUGCUGACCUGGAGAAGCUGACCUCCCUGUCUGAUCGCUAUGUGAGUCACUUUGAGACUCAAGGGCCUCAUGUCCUACUUUACUUCGACUCGGUGCCCACGUCCCGUGAGUGCGUGGGCUUUGGAGCCAUGCAGGAGGUGGCUGUGGGGCUGGUGCAGCCGGCCAGCGCCGUGGUGUACGACUACUACAGCCCUGAGCGCAGGUGCUCUGUGUUCUACGGGGCACCCGAGAAGAGCAAGCUGCUGUCCACCUUGUGCUCCGGGGAUGUCUGCCAGUGUGCGGAGGGGAAGUGUCCCCGGCAGCGCCGUGCCCUGGAGCGGGGCCUGCAGGAUGAGGACCGAUACCGGAUGAAGUUUGCUUGCUACCACCCCCGCGUGGAGUACGGCUUCCAGGUUCGUGUCCUCCGAGAGGACAGCAGAGCUGCUUUCCGUCUCUUCGAGACCAAGAUCAUCCAAGUGCUGCACUUCACCAAGGACGCCAAGGCUGCUGCUGAUCAGACCCGAAACUUCUUGGUUCGGGACUCUUGCCGGCUUCACCUGGAGCCCGGCAGGGAAUAUUUGAUCAUGGGCUUGGACGGCAUCACCUCCGACCUCAAGGGAGACCCCCAGUACUUGCUGGACUCAAAGAGCUGGAUCGAGGAGAUGCCCUCGGAGCGGCUGUGCCGCAGCACCCGCCAGCGGGCUGCCUGUGCCCAGCUCAACGACUUCAUCCAGGAGUACAGCACCCUUGGGUGCCAGGUGUGAGCACGCCGCUGUCUCCCCAACCCUGACCCUGACCCUAAUAAAGGCUUUACCAAA